Candida tropicalis MYA-3404 is the source of this 645-nucleotide messenger RNA. RefSeq names its product DNA-directed RNA polymerase core subunit. The transcript has a single exon. Gene Ontology annotation, biological process: DNA-templated transcription. Bases 1 to 645 code for a protein of 214 amino acids. Gene Ontology annotation, cellular component: RNA polymerase II, core complex; RNA polymerase I complex; RNA polymerase III complex. The record is from RefSeq and is a predicted model, not a curated record. Lineage: Eukaryota; Fungi; Ascomycota; Pichiomycetes; Serinales; Debaryomycetaceae. Gene Ontology annotation, molecular function: DNA binding; DNA-directed RNA polymerase activity.
AUGGACGAAACAGAUAGAUCUAUUUCUCGAUUAUUUAGAACAUUCAAGACCGUUAAAGAAAUGGUUAGAGAUAGAGGAUAUUAUAUUUCUCAGGAAGAAAUUGAUAUGACAUUAGAAGAAUUUCGUUCCAAAAUUUGUGAUUCAAUGGGUAAUCCACAACGUAAACAAAUGUGUUUUCAAGCACAACCAACAGGGGAAACAUUAGAAAAAUUUCCAGAAUUAGGAUCAUUAUGGGUUGAAUUUUGUGAUGAAUCAAGUGUUGGUAUUAAAACUAUGAGAAAUUUUUGUAUUCAUAUAACAGAGAAAAAUUUUUCAACUGGUUUAUUUAUUUAUCAAAAUUCAAUUACUCCAAGUGCUAAUAAAUUAAUUCCAACUGUUAGUCCAAGUGUAAUUGAAAUUUUUCAAGAAAGUGAUUUAAUUGUUAAUAUAACUCAUCAUGAAUUAGUUCCAAAACAUUUGAAAUUAAGUAAAGAUGAAAAAGUUGAAUUAUUGGAAAGAUAUAGAUUAAAAGAAUCUCAAUUACCCAGAAUUCAAAGAGAAGAUCCAGUUGCAAGAUAUUUGGGUUUGAAAAGAGGUGAAGUUGUUAAAAUUAUUAGAAGAUCUGAAACUUCUGGUCGUUAUGCAUCUUAUAGAAUUUGUUUAUAA